UACAGGGAUGCACACUGGGCAGAGACCACCGCAGCCCACCCUUGGCAUUUGCCUGCCAAAGUCUCUUUCCCAGACGCCUCGAUGUCCUACUGUGAGAACGCUAGCCCCCCUUGGUCUGUGCUCCCUUAGGGAAGAAGGGAGACGGAGAGGGAACAGCAGAGGAGACCAGGAGAAAUGUGUUCUGAGGUUACAGCUAAAGAGGAUGGACUCACUACAGAAGCAGGAACUUCGGAGGCCAAAGAUUCACGGGGCGCUCCAGGUGUCCCCCUACCAGCCACCCACACUGGCCUCACUGCAGCGAUUGCUGUGGGUCCGUCGGACCGCCACACUGACCCACAUUAAUGAGGUCUGGCCCAACCUUUUCUUGGGAGAUGCGUAUGCUGCCAGAGACAAGAGUCGUCUAAUCCAGCUGGGCAUUACCCACAUUGUGAAUGUUGCUGCGGGCAAGUUUCAAGUGGACACAGGUGCCAAGUUUUACCGUGGAACACCUCUGGAGUACUACGGCAUCGAGGCCGACGAUAACCCCUUCUUUGACCUCAGUGUCUACUUUCUGCCCGUCGCUCGUUAUAUCAGAGAUGCCCUCAAUAUUCCCCGAAGCCGAGUGCUGGUUCACUGCGCCAUGGGGGUCAGCCGUUCUGCCACAAUCGUCUUGGCCUUCCUCAUGAUCUUCGAGAACAUGACGCUGGUAGACGCCAUACAGACGGUGCAGGCCCACCGAGACAUCUGUCCCAACUCAGGGUUCCUCCGACAGCUCCAGGUUCUGGACAACAGGCUGAGGCGGGAAACAGGGAGACUCUGAAUUAAGGAGCACCUGAAGCCCUGACCCCUCCAUCCAGCGUGGCCUAACCUGACCUACCUGGCCCUGGGAAUGGUAGCCUCUGCUGUUUCCAGAGAUCCUGAGAUGGCACCAGCAAGUCAGGGCUCCACGGAGGCAGAGGCAGGGUGGGCUGGGUGGCACCCCGCAGCAGGUGGAGUCCCCUGACACAGUACAGAAAUUCUUUAUGCAGAAGAAAUUUCAGACUGUCUCUAUAAUAAAAGGUUCAUCAUAAUAAA
This is a messenger RNA of Apodemus sylvaticus (European woodmouse), 1053 nucleotides long. RefSeq names its product dual specificity protein phosphatase 13. NCBI's taxonomy places the organism in Eukaryota, Metazoa, Chordata, Mammalia, Rodentia, Muridae. The transcript is spliced from 4 exons. The coding region runs from base 8 to 799 and encodes 263 amino acids. Gene Ontology annotation, cellular component: cytoplasm. Gene Ontology annotation, biological process: protein dephosphorylation; negative regulation of MAPK cascade. The record is from RefSeq and is a predicted model, not a curated record. Gene Ontology annotation, molecular function: protein tyrosine/serine/threonine phosphatase activity; MAP kinase phosphatase activity.